Messenger RNA from Paramecium tetraurelia, 348 nucleotides. RefSeq lists its product as uncharacterized. The record is from RefSeq and is a predicted model, not a curated record. The transcript has 2 exons. Lineage: Eukaryota; Ciliophora; Oligohymenophorea; Peniculida; Parameciidae.
AUGGAUUCAUAAGAUAAAGGAGAGUUUUGUUAACAUAAACAAGUUUUUAGUCUGAAUAGUUAUUUAGGACACAUGUUUGUGAUAGAACAUAAAAAGAGGUUUUGCCCAAUUUUUUAAGAAAAUGUGCGACAAUUAGAGAUAAAUUCAGAAUGUGUAACUUUGUAUUAAGAUAUAAACAAUUAAAUAAAACAUAAGGGAAGGAGGAUCUUAUAUGUUAGAUUAUCUCAGAAGGCAAAAUAAGGGAUUUUAAUGAUGUAAUCAAAUAAAGGGUAAAGAAACAGAAAAGAUGAUAAUGUAUGUUAUAUAGUUUAAGGAAAAAAUGAAGGACAGGCAAUAAUGAUUGAUUGA